UCGAAGAUGGCUGUUGUUCCUAUGAUAGUGCUGUGUUUGACCGCUUGUACGCCGUGUGGGGACCCUCACGAGAACCGCUCCUGCGUCCCUGGACUCACAACAGACCGGCUGCAUCGUAAUUUCUAUGGCAUCGCCGAUCGGAACUUGACGGGACACGGAUACCGCCUCAUGGAGGGGACUUCAAGGAUUCGGUGUGUCCAUGAGUGCCAUUCAGAUCCCCGUUGCUUCUCUGUCAAUUUUUCGGACGGGACGGUGCCGAGUCUUUGUGAGUUGAACGUAGCUACCGCGACCUGUGCCCCUCACCACCUGGUUGAUUGGAGUGGUGUCUUCUACUACGGGCCAGAAAAGCUAGAAGUCGUAGAGAAACUCUGUUUAGUUGUGGAAGAUGUGAAAG
This is a messenger RNA of Acanthaster planci (crown-of-thorns starfish), 394 nucleotides long. RefSeq lists its product as uncharacterized. The record is from RefSeq and is a predicted model, not a curated record. NCBI's taxonomy places the organism in Eukaryota, Metazoa, Echinodermata, Asteroidea, Valvatida, Acanthasteridae.